Rotaria sp. Silwood1 is the source of this 942-nucleotide messenger RNA. The record is from the annotation of a GenBank genome assembly. NCBI's taxonomy places the organism in Eukaryota, Metazoa, Rotifera, Eurotatoria, Philodinida, Philodinidae.
AUGGAUGAAUCGAUUGAUGAUCAAUAUUUUUCUCAAGAAGUUUCAGAAUUAUAUAACGAUGGAAUUGAACAAAUUAGUGAUCAAAAAAUAAAUAAUCAUAUUAUAUGUGAUGACUAUUAUUUGAAUGUGUUAGGAGGACAAACAACACCUUGGUUUGCAGAUAAUGUAUCUGAUGAUAUUCACAUAUAUACACAAAAAUUUCUUAAACUUUUUAUGAUUUUGAUAUGUUUUUUUGGUUGUACUUAUUUUACUUGGAAAGUCAUACCAUCAGGUGUAAUACAUUUUCAAGAACAUGAUAAGUUCAUGUUUCAUGAAAUAAAUAAUAUUCAUCAAGAUGAUAUAAUGAUAGAAAAAAAAAUGUUGUCUUUUUUAAAGACAACUGUACAGAAUAAAUUCAAUGUUAAUAUCAAAGAUAAUAUUAACAUACCGAUAACAUAUGAUGAUUCAAAUGAUAAGCAAAUGUUGAAAAAAGAUUCUCCAAGACAACUAGAUUGUGGUUUUCAAUGCGUAUUACAUGAUAUAAUGUUAUAUAGUUUCAUCAAAUCAUUUUAUUGCAAAGAUGACAUUAAACAUUGUAUUUUGCCUGAACAGCAAAAUGGUAUAUUUUCAUAUUAUAAUGAUUAUGUAGAAAAAAAAUUUGAUAUGUUUGAGAUUAGUUCAAAUUCUAAUAAAAUAUCAGAUCAAUCAUUAUCAUGUAAUAAACAAUUGUUGAAUGAUAUUGGAAAUCAUAGAAAAUCAAAUUCAAACAAAUAUUACAUACGAACAUCACUAUUAGAAGCAAAAUUCGAUCAAAUAUUACAAACUGAACAAAAUAUUUUUCAUAAACAUGAAACUAAUGUUCGAAAAUUUAUACAAUUAGUUCUUUUAAAAAUUAUGCAUUUUCAAAAUCAACGAAAUUCGAUGAAUGUUAAUAAAGAAUCAUCAAAAGAAAAUACUUCAUAA